UCCGGGUUUAAUAAUUUAUUCUCGAAAUAAUAGUAAUAACAAUAAUAAUAAUAGCAGUGAGGAGAUCUACCCAAAAGGUAGUUUUGAGAUAUGGCAACAAUACGUGCAGGUCCACCAUCAUCACCAUGUACCGAAGCUACACCUUCAUCAAGAUUAUCACCACCAUCAUCAUCAUCAACAACAUGUUUUUCUAGGGGAAUCACAGCCGUCCAUGGUGGUAGGCCCGUCUUCGGCCGCAACUACUAGUCGUAGGAUCUUUGGCAUUGAUGAGUACAACGAUCAUAACAGUAGCAAUAACAAUAACAAUACGGUCGUAUCGAGUGGUAGUGGUGGUAGAUCCUCGGGUUUUAGGCAAUUAGGUGCUAGUGUUGGGGGUAUGAAUUGUCAAGAUUGUGGUAACCAAGCAAAAAAAGAUUGUGUUCAUCUUAGGUGUAGGACUUGUUGUAAGAGUCGUGGAUUUGAUUGUCCUACUCACGUUAAGAGUACGUGGGUGCCCGCCGCUAAGCGCCGUGAGCGCCAGCAGCAGUUAACCGUGCUACAACAACAACAACAGCAACAACCGCAACAGCAGACUCAACAAAUGAUGAGACCAUCUGUUGGAAUUGGAGGUGAAAAGAGGACACGAGAAAACCGGAGUAAUUCUCGCGUCCUCACUGCCGCUAAUACCACGGCAGGGUUGGAAGUGGGUAAUUUCCCACCGGAAGUGAACUCUCCAGCUGUUUUCCGAUGCGUUCGGGUGAGUCCAAUAGAUGAUCCAGACGAACAAUUUGCGUAUCAAACAGCAGUAAACAUAGGAGGACAUCUCUUCAAGGGCAUCCUUUACGAUCAAGGUCCCGAAACACGCUAUGGAAGUGGGGGAGGUGGUGGUGAAAGCUCCUCCGGGGGUAGGUCUCAACAACACGGUCUUAUGUUAACCGCGGCUACUACCACUACUGACCUAAUGGGUACGGUUGGUAGUGGUAGUACUAAUAAUAACGCGACAACAGCUACUGCAACAGCUAGUUUACUCGACCCGAUGGGUACGAAUAAUUCUUCCAUUUAUCCAACUCCUAUCAAUGCUUUCCUAGCUGGUACGCAAUUUUUCCCACCCCCAAGAUCUUGAUUAUCCAAAUUUCCUACAUACAUUCUCUCUAUCUAACUAGCUAAUCCAUCAUUUGAUGAUGAGCAAAAAAAAAUGUGGAAAAAAAUUGUAAUGUUCUAGGAUUUUAUUUGUCAAUUUGGUCAUUGGGAACUUGGCAAGGUCUAGCUAGUCUUACAAAAGAAAUGUUUUUUAUUUCUUUUUUGUAUGAUCUUUAAUUAGGUGAUUUUCUAAUUAUUAUUGGAUAUUGUUAAGGUAUGAUGAUGAUCAUCAUCAUGCUAAUUA
Chenopodium quinoa (quinoa) is the source of this 1363-nucleotide messenger RNA. Its product is annotated as protein SHI RELATED SEQUENCE 1-like. Lineage: Eukaryota; Viridiplantae; Streptophyta; Magnoliopsida; Caryophyllales; Amaranthaceae. The transcript is spliced from 2 exons. Bases 212 to 1102 code for a protein of 296 amino acids. Gene Ontology annotation, cellular component: nucleus. Gene Ontology annotation, biological process: positive regulation of DNA-templated transcription. Gene Ontology annotation, molecular function: DNA binding; DNA-binding transcription factor activity. The record is from RefSeq and is a predicted model, not a curated record.